UCCGGAGGUUUUAGUGCGCCGGACCCAUUCAGGAAGCGCGUCCCGGCUGCUGUGACCCUGCUCGUUUCUUAAUCACUAACAUGGAGCCGUAGCUGCACACAAGAGUCAUGAUUUCUUUAAAAGCGUUGCAGAAAAACAAAACAAUCCGAUAUGGCGUCCCGAUGCUCUUGCUCAUAGUUGGAGGUUCCUUUGGCCUUCGAGAGUUCACGCAAAUCCGAUAUGAUGCCCAGAAGAUCAGAAGAAAGCUGGAUCCGUCACUGGAGGCCAAGGUGAACGUCCAGAGGCAGGCAGUCAUCCUGGAGGAGGAGUACGAGAAGUUGAAGGAGGUGAACUUGGAGGAGUGGAAGAACAUCCGCGGCCCUCGUCCCUGGGAGGACUCCAAGGAGUACCAGCAGCAGCAGCGCGCCAGGAAGAACAAAGAGGACUGAGGCCCAGGGAUACCAGGCUGAACCGAUUACACACACACACUCACUGCGGCAGGGCAGGCACGACAGGAGCGGACCGACUCUGUGGCGAAGGCACCGCUGAGACCCAAUUAUCUUGGACGCUGCAACUCCGGGGCAUGGACUCAACUUGUUUUGUCUUGGCUGGCAUCGGACUUUACACGCACUUUACAGCCGCGGUUGUGACACACUCAGCCCCGACCAGUGGGGGAAAAUAACAUCACAUUUAAACUUAAAACUUUGAAACAACUUAGAGGUUGGUUUUAAUUUGAGAGAGGAUGCAUCGGAUCAUAUGGUUUCAUUUGUAAAAGCAUGCAAUCACUUGUAGGCGUCUGCACUGAUGACCAAGAGUCUGUAAUGAAAAAUAACCAGUAGGUGGCAUAUCUGUGUACUGGUGCACCAUACCUCCCUGUGCCCUCCACACACAAGGCGAGAAAAGAGAGAUAUAUAUACAUCAAUAUGUGCUUUCCACAGCUCAAUAAAUUAUGUUCCUGUGAUCCAAACACUUUUUACUUUCUUUUUGUUUUUGACAAUGGCUUGUGGAUGUGGUGAGUCUUUGUUUACAGCAAUAUUGCGUUGAUUUACCAGUUGCAAGUAUACAGGAAUAAAUAACACAACAGUCCAGGCUUUCCUCGGGCUUUAUAGGUCCCGACAGUAAUCUGUUUCACUGGCAGUUAUUACUUUGCAAUGCGGUGGAUUUAUUACGUUUAUUAUGGAAAUAGUAUUACCUUUGCUUCCUUGUCCUACAAACAAAAAGAACAUGAGUUUCUCUGUAUGCCACAACGUCUAAAGAUUGGCACAAACACAGAACGGCUGUGUGAGUGACAGAACCGUACCCGCUUAACACGUUCACUUUGAAUUACAGGAUGACUUCAUAUACAUAAGUGAAUACACUGCAGGUGGAGGGGCCUGUGUGGAAAUGUCCCGGGAUACAUUUGCUGCGUUUAUUCUGCGCAGCCACACACUGUAGCUGCACAUUUUUUUUUAUAUUUUCAUGAUUCUUGUGGUGCAUUAACACCCGGGGUUUCUCUUUAAAUGGAUGCUCUUAUUUCAGGUUUAGAAUUUAUGGCAGUGGCACACGCGCUCCAGCUUUUAUGUGAUUAUUAUUUUUUUUUUAUAUAUAUAUUUUUUUCAAAUGCAGGUUGUACAAAUCUGGUCCUUGCUCACUGUGUUGCUUUGUCAUUGGUUGGCUGAGUGUCAGAGCUGAGCAGCCGUGCAGUGGCAAUCGCCCCUAAUCCACCCGACGGAUCUGAAUGACAAAGCAGCAAUCAAGUAAUUUUGUCACUGGAUUAGCAGAUCAAACUGAGGCUUUUUGGUCUGGGCUGUGUCUAAAUAAAAAAAUGUCUGGCGCACCCUGCUAUUUCUGUAGAUGCUUCUAAAUAUAGAGCAGCCGCUUGUUGGCACAUCUGUAAUGUUAGUGGUGAAUCACACAUUUAUUGUGCAUGCUCCGCAGGCAACCUCUGGGCUGUUUUUGAUUAGAUACGCUGUCUUAGAGUCAAAACUACAGGGAGGACAGUGCUGUCUCUAAGUCAGAGGGACGCAGUUUGAUGAUAGCCGCCAAGCCGGUCUAACUGCACCACAGAGGGUGUCCCUUACGCUGCUCUGUAUCCGCUGCAGGUUUCGCUGUAGACGACAGGGUGGCCUCGUGGUUAGAGAGCGCGUCCUUCAGCCAGCACACCUCGGUUCAAACCCCCGUGUCGACAAGCAUCCGCCCUGCCGCCGUGUCCUUCUGCAGGACAUCGAUUCCCUUCCAGCGCCAGGGCUGCUGCUGCUCUGUCGCUGAGCCUGACCUCUGACCUCUCCGUCCAGACGGGCAAGUCAGGAGACAGCUUCUCCGCAGCGCUCAGUAAAGUGUGAUUUAAUGCAGCGACAGACCAGGUAGUAAACCUUUGCGGGAAGUUGGGACAGGACGAUGCUUUGUGGUUCAAAGGUUUCUGGCUCAAUCCCCAGUGCAGACAGCAUCCAAUACGACUGAAACGCCCUUGAGCAAGGACGCUUAACCUCCAUGUUUAUGUAUAUGAACCUGUCCCAAGGUGACAGGAUAUUGGAAAUCAGCAAAUGCUGAGAUACAGUACAGCACAAUGGACAGCUUGCAUGAAGGUCUUUGUGUCUGUUGUGUCUGUCCUUUAAAAAAAAAAAAAAAAAAAAAGAAUCACAGACAUUCAUCAGAGUUUUCUCCCUAAUUUUAACAAAACGGUCAGUAUUUUGGCAUCAAACUUGACAUAUCAGAGCCCAAUCAUUUUUUUUUCAAGCAGACUCCUGAAUCAGAAUCGGAGCUGGGCAGAUGGUGGUGUGGGCUAAGACGUUUAUUGCUCAACUGUAAAAUAUCAAGCCUCCAUUACACAUCUUUAUUAAUGAUAUAUAUCUGUUUGAUUAUCAGAUUUAACAGUUCCUUCCUACAAAAGUAUUUUAGUUUUUUUUUUUUUUAAACAUAAAAAAUCUAAAAUAACAAUCAGUAUCAGCCCCAAAAUUCAAAUCAGUCAGGCUCCGUUAUACAUGUUUGAAAGCCUUGUGAUCUGUUAUCUGCUCUGACUUUGUCUAUUAGUGUCCGUCUUUCAUAUUCAAAGAUGCAGGCCUGUAGUGCACACGGCAUGUGAUGAGAUGUGAUGAGAUGAGAUAUACUUUUAUUAACUUGGAGGAGAAUAACAGGUGCCAUAUCACACAGUGAGGAAGUCAGAAAAACAAACAUUCAGCUCCAGUAAAAAUCAUAAAAAAAAAAAAAAAAAGUCACCACAAGACUUUUACCGUGUGUUUGUGUGUGUGUGUGAAAACUAUGUCUGUGGAUGUAUGUGCACAUGAAGCACUUUGUGUUAUGGAGCCGCUGGUCUAAUAGCUCAAGGACCGAGCAGUGACACAAGAUAAAGCAACAACAGUUACAGAAACUAAUAUCCAUAAUAAAAA
This is a messenger RNA of Myripristis murdjan (pinecone soldierfish), 3344 nucleotides long. It is a transcript of the gene cox16, whose product is annotated as cytochrome c oxidase assembly factor COX16. Gene Ontology annotation, cellular component: mitochondrial inner membrane. Gene Ontology annotation, biological process: mitochondrial respiratory chain complex IV assembly. The transcript is spliced from 4 exons. The record is from RefSeq and is a predicted model, not a curated record. NCBI's taxonomy places the organism in Eukaryota, Metazoa, Chordata, Actinopteri, Holocentriformes, Holocentridae. The coding region runs from base 108 to 428 and encodes 106 amino acids.